UAUGUUUACAUUGUAGUUGUUGCAUUGAUAAGUGCCAAGUUUGCCAACCACAGGAAUCGUAUCAUCAUAAUAGCUGUCAACAGUGAACAGGAACAAAAAGCAUUAAGACUUGAGGACAUCGAACAAGCAUACAACCCAUUUAUGAAGGACAAUAACAGAGGAAUGUAGCCGUUCCGGCCGUGAUGGGUUUCAAGUCUUGUUAGAGGAAUGGGGAACCAGUGGGAGACAGCGGCCAACUGUACAGGAUCUUAUAAAUUUGCUUCAGAAAAUUAAGCUAUAUCGAGCUCUGGAUUAUCUUACUGUUAACGUUAUGAAUGGUGAGGCUUUGCCAAGGGAAGAAGGGCGCAAUCCUGUUGUUGAAUUAGAUCCAGCUAAGGAAAAUGAUCCAGCUAAGGAAAUUGAUCCGUCUACCAGACUAAUAGAGCCAAGGAAAGAGGAUUUAGCACUUCCAACUACACAGACUCAUGUCUUUGACAAUGAGAUUUUAGAAGGAAUGGAUUGUGGUGAGGUGUUCCAUUUUAGUUACUCUUGUUUGAAAACAAUGACCAGUAAUUUUUCAGAUACUCCAUUCAGAGAUGGAGGUAAUAAACUUGGUGAAGGAGCAUUUGGAAAGGUGUAUUUUGCAAAGAUUACUCAAAAAGGAAUAGAAAAAGAAGUGGCAGUCAAAAGACUUAAUGCUAGCGAUUCUUCAGAAACCAGAAUAGAGUUGCAGUUCAAGACAGAAAUAGAAGUCCUUUCAAAGUGCAUCCAUGAAAAUUUAGUACCGUUAGAGGGUUACUCAUGUGAUGGUCCUGAGUGGUGCCUUGUGUAUGCAUUUAUGCCAAAUGCUAGUCUUCUAGAUUGCUUAUCCUGUGCUAAUGAAAGACAGCCUCUUGACUGGAAAGUACGUUUGCAUAUAGGAGAAGGAGCAGCUCGUGGUAUUGUUCAUCUUCACACAUUCCGAGAGCGUCCCUUUAUACAUAGAGAUAUUAAGAGUGCAAACAUACUUCUAGAUGAAAACAUGACUCCCAAGGUUGGUGACUUUGGACUUGUGAGAUUAGGAGGAUCAGGAAAUAAUACACACACCCUUAUCAAAACGACCACAGUGUUUGGGACAUCAGCAUACAUGGCUCCAGAAGCAUUUAGGGGAGACAUUUCUGUCAAAAUGGAUACUUUCAGCUUUGGGGUGGUUUUAUUAGAGUUGUUGACUGGCUUACCUGCACAUGAUGAAGAAAGAGAGGAACCAGACUUGUUGAACCAUGUUUUAGAGGCUCAAGAAUCUGAAGAAGGCAUAAACGAGCUGGUUGACUGGAAAGGUGGUGACUGGAAUAUGGAAGUUUUCAGAGGCGUCCUUGAGUUAGCUGAGCUCUGCUGUACAGAAGUCAAGAAAAAGAGACCAACUAUGGUGGAAUUACUAGAAAAAUACUCUUCGGUUAUGCAGUCUCUUAACUAAUCGUAUGUUGUUUUUCUUUGGAAGAGGUGAUGGAAGAAAAUUUUGAAUGAAUAUCAUGGUUGAAAAUGUAAUAUAUAUAGGCUAACUGACAAGAGCCAUUUACAUUUUUUGUUGGUAUUACUGUUGUUUACCAGUGAUACCCACACGUUAUUAUAUGUGAACCUAC
This is a messenger RNA of Macrobrachium nipponense, 1598 nucleotides long. RefSeq names its product interleukin-1 receptor-associated kinase 4-like. Gene Ontology annotation, molecular function: protein kinase activity; ATP binding. The record is from RefSeq and is a predicted model, not a curated record. Lineage: Eukaryota; Metazoa; Arthropoda; Malacostraca; Decapoda; Palaemonidae. Gene Ontology annotation, biological process: protein phosphorylation.